AUGCCGCACCCCUCGAAACCCUCCGAGGGCUUCCGCCCCUUUUCUUUGCUUCCAAAAUUCCCCCACCCUCUUCAGGUGUACAGACACCUCCCGCCUUUUGCUGCUGCUCAAGUGGAUGUCUUCGAGGCCGCCACGGCCCACAGACUCCGAGUGCUGCACUUUCUAGAUGAAAAGUUCGGCCUAGACCCUUCCACAAACCCUGCGGUGCUGCGGGCCGCAGCACCAACCCCUGCAGCAGCAGCAGCAGCAGCAGGGGGAGCAGCAGCAGCAGCAGCAGCAGCAGAAAAGCCCCUCUAUGUGCAGCUGGAGGAGCUGCUGCUGGAGGGGGGCCUCAUGCUGCCUGCAGCAGCAGCAGCAGCAGCAACAGAGCAGCAGCGGCAAGAAGUUGCAGAAAGAGAUGCCAUUUCCCAUUUUGCGCUGCGCAUUGCCUUCAGCAAAGACCGCGACAAGCAGCACUGGCUGGUGCAGCAGGAGAGCCGCCUCUUGAUGUACAGAUUUGAUCGGCUUUGCGCUUUCCGGGACUUGAGCGACGGGACCCAAAGCUUAAUUUCGAGCUUCUUGCAGCAAGAAGGUUUAAACUACGCUACUGUGCCGCGCCCGCGAGACCCUGUGGGGAGUUCAGCAGCAGAAGCUCUUUGGAAAACCGCCACGGGGUUUUUGAGGGGCCCUUUGGCGCAGCAAGUGCAGCAGCUAUAUCUCGUCCCUUGCUUCCCGGAUGCCGGGCAGCUCGUGCGCAAUCGCCGUGUGUACAUCAAAAAUAUGAUGGCAUACGUUCCGGAUUAUGAGUUGGGCGCUGUUGUCUGUGGGCUGCUGCGAGCGGCAAUGAACGCUUCCUUUGAACUCCUUGAAGGCCGCCAAGAUACCUUGCAGAACACUGUUUUCUCGGACCCUCGAGUUGGGAAGCUCUUGAGCGCUGCGCCGACUGUCUACUUAGGCAGGGAUUUCAACAAAGAUGCAGUGAAGAGCACGGAAGAGCGCCUGAUGCCUCAGUCCAUAAAACAGGUGUACAAAGACUCAUUCCCUCCCUGCAUGCGCCGCCUCUAUGAGAGCUACAUGGCGGAACAUCACCUGCGCCACGGCGGCCGCAUGCAGCUGUGGUUGUUCUUUAAAGGCGCAGGGAUGACCCUGGAAGAGAACCUGCAGUUCAACAGACAAAUUUGGAGAGAGCCCCAGAAAUUCGACAAGGAGUAA
Messenger RNA from Eimeria tenella, 1191 nucleotides. Its product is annotated as DNA primase, large subunit, putative. The coding region runs from base 1 to 1191 and encodes 396 amino acids. The transcript is spliced from 13 exons. Gene Ontology annotation, cellular component: alpha DNA polymerase:primase complex. Gene Ontology annotation, biological process: DNA replication, synthesis of primer. The record is from RefSeq and is a predicted model, not a curated record. NCBI's taxonomy places the organism in Eukaryota, Apicomplexa, Conoidasida, Eucoccidiorida, Eimeriidae.